AUGUUUAUUGAAAAUGCCAAACAAACAGAACUAGACAAACUGCGUCAUUUCAACACAUAUGAUGAAGUAGAGGACCAUGGACAGAAUACAACAUCAACCAGAUGGGUAAUAACUGGCAAAGACAGUAAUACAAGAGCUAGGUUAGUUGCACGAGGGUUUGAGGAACAUUCUUUAAUUCCUUCAGAUAGUCCAACAAUAGGUAAAGGGGAUAUCAGGACAUUUCUCACUGUGGCAGCUAGCAAAAGAUGGAUAGUAAAAACAACAGACAUGAAGUUUGCAUUUCUGCAAGGGAAUACAAUACAAAGGGAAGUGUUCAUUAAACCUCCCUAUGAAAGUAACACACCAGUUGGUUUUAUAUGGAAGCUAAAGCAUGGAAUAUACGGCUUAAAAGAUGGUGCUCGUCAGUUUUACAUGAGUGUGCGAGAUGAGCUGCUUAAACUAGGAUGCAGUCAAUCAAAAAUGGACCCUGCUAUGUUCACUUAA
Molecule: messenger RNA, 483 nt
Organism: Saccostrea echinata
Lineage: Eukaryota; Metazoa; Mollusca; Bivalvia; Ostreida; Ostreidae
Exons: 1
Coding region: 1-483 (160 amino acids)
Source: RefSeq, a predicted model, not a curated record